This is a messenger RNA of Rubroshorea leprosula, 724 nucleotides long. The record is from the annotation of a GenBank genome assembly. Lineage: Eukaryota; Viridiplantae; Streptophyta; Magnoliopsida; Malvales; Dipterocarpaceae.
AAUGAUGACAUGGCAACAAUAUCAUCCCAGGAAGCUAACGGCAACAGUAGAGAGGCUUGAUUUUGGUCGGUGUCAAAACCCUCCACUUUAAAUGAAUCAAGUCCUACUUUUAAACUAACUUCCCUAAUGAAAUCCCCAAAAUCAACACCUCUUUUCUUGAACUUGUUCUAGGAAGCUACUUCAUUAGGGAGUUUGAACAGAAAAUAACUCUUUCCAAAUUGGAUCCGGAAGUCGAAUCUCUUGCCGAUCCCAAAUUUGACCUUGCUCACUUGCAAUUUGGAGAAGUUAUGUCGGUCGAAAUCCCACUUUUGACUCGACGCAAUACCCUUCAACUCGCCCUGAUAAAACAAAGAAGUUGAGAUCAAAGGAGGAGGAGGAGGGGGAGGAUGGGUACGUGAUGGGUUACCAGAAGGAGAAAGAAAGGGAGAUGUGUACCUGUAGGAUUUGGGUGUUGUUUAGUCGGAGAGGAAUGGAUGUAGUGGUGAGGAAUGGGGAGAAGACGAAGAUAAGGAGAGGAAAAAGGAAAAGGGAGGAUGGGUACGUGAUGGGUUACCAGAAGGAGGGAGAAAGGGAGAAAGGGAGAUGCGUUCCUGCAGGAUUUGGGUGUUGUUUAGUCGAAGAGGAAUGGAUGUGAUGGUGAGUAAUAGGGAGAAGAUGAAGAUAAGGAGAGGAUAGAGGAAAAGGGAGGAUGUCAUUGUGCCGAAGAUAAACAUCAAUGUUAAUG